AAUUCUGAUCUUUGAUUAUUUCUUAAAUUCAUAAAAUCAAGUGAUGAUUGGUCACAGCUCUCAUAAGUCGAUUUUAACAGGAAUAUAGUCAGUAAUCAACACUAAGCUGAUUUCUUACUUAAGUGAUUUGUAACCCCGAUUUUGCUGUGUCAGCGAUUUCACUGAACUCCGCGAUGUAUUGUAACACUGUACUCCAGGAACACUCCAUCGUACAUAUCAAGGUGGAGUGUUUGGACCCAGAAUCAGAUACUGUAUCUCACAAUACACAAGAUCAUUUACAUGUUGGUACUGAGAUUAAACAAGAGAAGGUUCCGCCUGACGAGACUCCAGAGUACGCGGCAAGCAACAUACCGGACCAGUCCACAGAAGCUGACAAUCACUACAGAUCUGUGAAGACGGAGUGUAUUUAUCUGACUGAGGUAUCUUCAGAAGCAUAUCCAGGUAAUUCUGGUAAUAUUAAUGAUAAUUUAAAGUCAGACCUAUAUGAGGACCAUAAGGUGAAGAGUGAGUUGAAUAUAGGACCUACUGCUGUAAAAACAGAGACUGUAUCGGGUGAAUCUUCACAGUCAACAGAUUCUAAAGUAAAGUCUGAUAAUGGUAAAACAAAAUCAGUGUUGGAUAAAGUUUACGGAUGUGAUGUGUGUGGAGAAACAUUCAGCAAUUAUAUUACUUUACAAGAGCAUGUGGCAGCUCAUAAUCAGGAAACUAGCUCUGAAGAUUGUAACAAGAACUCUCCUGAAUCCCAAACGAAGGAUUUAAAAGCUUCAACUGGUGAAAAGUCACAUAGCUGUGAUGUGUGUAUGAAAUAUUAUGCAACAGCUGGGGGACUAAAAUUACACUUACUUACACAUAUGGAAGAAAAGCCAUAUAGCUGUGACAUGUGCAAAAAAAGUUUUAGUACAAAGUAUAGAUUGAAAGAGCACAUGCGUAUAUAUAUUAAUGAAAAGCCGUUUGUGUGUAAUGUGUGCAAAAGAGGUUUUAGUAGAAGCCAGCAGUUGAAACGGCACUUCCUUACACACACUGGGGAAAAGCCGUACACUUGUGAUUCAUGUGCAAAAUGUUUUAGAACAGCCUGGCAACUAAAAUUACACUCUCUUACACAUAGUAAUGAAAAGGCGUACAAUUGUGACACAUGUACAAAAUCUUUUAGAACAGCCGGUCAACUGAAAAUGCACUUCCUUACACACACCGGUGAAAAGUCAUACACAUGUGACUUGUGUAAAAAAGGCUUUAAAAGAAGCGACCAAUUAAAACAGCAUUACCUUACACAUUCCGAUGAAAGGCCGUAUAGCUGUAAAGUAUGUGCAAAGGGCUUUAAAUCAAGUGCAUCAGUAAAAUUACACAUGCUUACGCAUACUGGUGAAAAGCCGCAUAGCUGUAAUUUGUGUAAAAAAAGUUUCACAACAAAACAGACUUUGAAACAUCACUUGCUUUUACACACUGGUGAAAAUGCAAACCAGUGUGAUGUGUGUAAAAAAUCUUUUACAAAAAGAUUUGGUUUGACUCGCCAUUUGCUUACACACACUGAUGAGAAACCACAGUCGUAG
Molecule: messenger RNA, 1547 nt
Organism: Achroia grisella
Lineage: Eukaryota; Metazoa; Arthropoda; Insecta; Lepidoptera; Pyralidae
Product: gastrula zinc finger protein XlCGF46.1
Exons: 1
Coding region: 174-1547 (457 amino acids)
Biological process (GO): regulation of transcription by RNA polymerase II
Molecular function (GO): RNA polymerase II cis-regulatory region sequence-specific DNA binding; DNA-binding transcription factor activity
Source: RefSeq, a predicted model, not a curated record